This is a messenger RNA of Mizuhopecten yessoensis (Yesso scallop), 1515 nucleotides long. RefSeq names its product nicotinamide N-methyltransferase-like. The record is from RefSeq and is a predicted model, not a curated record. The transcript has 2 exons. Gene Ontology annotation, molecular function: N-methyltransferase activity. NCBI's taxonomy places the organism in Eukaryota, Metazoa, Mollusca, Bivalvia, Pectinida, Pectinidae. The annotation marks the transcript as partial. Gene Ontology annotation, cellular component: cytosol.
AUUUUCCAUGAAGUACACAUCACUGGGGGUCGGCUGCUGGAUGUUGGUACCGGUCCUACUGUUCACUCAGUUAUCAGCUCAAGUCGACAUGUCGAUGAAAUCUACCUCAGUGACUACGCCGAACAAAACAGAAAUCUGCUCACUGACUGGUGGAAAUCAGGAACGAGACCGCAAGCCGGAAUAAUGGAAUAUGUGAUAAAGAAAGAAAACUCUAAUGAAUGUGCCUCUAGCAGACAAAACAGCAUUCGGAACAAAGUACGUGGCAUCUUAAGUAUUGACGUACAUUUGGAAAAUCCCCUUGGAAACAAGUUUGGGUUGGAUUAUUUUGACGUCAUCAUUUCGAGCUUGUGUCUCGAAGUUGCCUCAGAAUCAUUAGAAGACUACACGAGAGCGAUGAGGAACAUGUGUGGCCUGCUUAAACCGGGAGGACACUUAGUCCUUGUUGGUUUAUGUGGACAGUCGUUCUAUCAGGUCGGAGACAAGACCUUCAGUAGCCUCCCUUUGCGACUUCACCAGGUUGAGGAUACUCUUGAGCACCUGGGAAAUAUUCUUUUGAGCAUGCGCUGGAUCAAAACACAGGAGAGUAAAUUCAGUGACACAAAAGGCGCUUUUGUUAUUGUUGCUCAAAGGAGCAAAAAACCCUGAUGUUAACAAUAAACCACUACCAAAUUAUGUAGCUGUGCAUAUAGGUAGCUACAACCAUUACAUGAUUGAUCGAGACUCGGGAGGGAGAGCCGACAUAGUGACAUUAACUCAUCGGUGGUGCACUCGUAAAAGAUGUUAAAAUAUUAGCCACAUUCAUGAAAUUUCAGAAACGUAUUUCCUUUGAAGUUCGUAAUCAUUUUGAUGCACUGUAUUGGCUUAAAAAACAACAACGCCGCAAAUAAAUGUUUCUAUUACAUCAGUAGGUGUUGAUUCAAAAAGAAUUAAUUUAACCAAUCGAUGAUGAAAUUGAAAAAAUGAAAGAAUAUCGAAGGAUAUAAAUUAGGAGCCUGUAAAAUGAAGUAUUACACUUCAUCGAGUCAUGUCUGAUCCAUCGGCAACUUGUGUUUCGUGCUUCCGUGUUGUUUAAUGUUCAUAUAUAUACGUCACUCCCGGGGCAGCACCCGCGGGCCAGUUCCAUUCUACUUGCUGGUCGAGGAACUUUUCAAGGAGGCCACCGCUAUUCCUCUAUAGGUCAGGAUGAUAACGGAGGGAAAGCUGAGACGAUUACAACAAAGGUGCAGGGACAGUAGGUUCGGCCUUGGAGAUCUUACAGGAGGCAGAUGUCGACUAGCAGGCUUCUCCGAGAGUGCUCCUUUCUGUUAUAGUGUUCCGUCAUCUACCUAACUACCUGUGUUCAUUUACAUACUAAAAGUAUAUAGAACAUUGCAUAGGCUCUAUAUUAGAUAUUACAUAUUUCAAUAUUCAGUAUAUUUGAUGAAAAUAAAUUGUCCAACGAAGUAGUUUCUUUAAACAUUGUUGAAUAUUAGUGUAAUGCGAUUUAUGUCUAAUAAAUUAAAAUAUAGUGUAUUA